AUGAAUGGAACUGAUGAUGUUGUAGAAAAAGCUUUAGAUUUAGGCACCGCAUACUUUAAGGGUGAAGAUUUUGUCAAGGCUAAAGAUAUUUUCAAAAAGGCAUUGCAACUGGUAAGAUCUUAUGAUGAGCAGGAACUAGGGAGAAUACGAGAGCGUUAUGGCGCAAAAGAAGUCACAACUGCAAGAGAAUCACCUAGUAGCUGCAAAGUGUAUCACCCCAGGUAUGUUCGAAUAUUGGAUAAUCUAAGUGCCACGUAUGAGAAAUUAGGUGAGCUAGAAACAGCGUUAAAGUAUGCCCAAAAGAUGACCGAUGUGGAGCCUUACAAUUUAAAAUGCUUCAUUAGAGGUGGAAAAAUACUGCAGAAACUUCGGAGAGACCGCAGUGCGCUCAAAUUAUACGAUAAAGCCAUAAAGAUGACGAAGCAAACAGAUAGGCAAUUCGUUGUGGGGCCGCAAUCGCGAUGGCUCACAAUCAUUGAUCAACAAAAAAGGUACGUUAGUAAUCGUAUCAAGACUCAAAGCCUCAAUUGUAAACAGCUAAUGCCAGUAUCCGAUUUAUCCUCCAAAAGAACUUACUUGGAUCCCAUUGCGAAAGAACAGCGACUUUUCAAAAAAACGAAAGAUAGUAAAUGUCAGGCCACAUCACCGCAAGUUGUAGCAGUUGAUUUUAUACGCCAACUACCUUUGGAAGUCAUUCCUUUCAUUUUGAAACGUUUUACGUCCAAGGAAUUAUUGCAGCUUGUACCGGUUUGCAAGACAUGGAAGAAUAUAAUCCUCAAGCUGCCAGAAAUUUUCCGAAGCUUUGUUUUACAUCGUGCCUCACCUAAGGACAUUGGAAAUUUCUGUGAUUUUUUACGCACGGUUAGCUCUCAGUACUCAAACCCACUACAAGGGUUUCCAGUGGAGUCUAUACACUUCUCAGUAAAAGCACCGUCGGACGAAAUAAAAACACUUGAUUUGCUAUUUUUACGACUGCAAGAUGUUUGCUUUCGUAAGAUGAUCUUGACAGUUCCAAAUUGCAGCACGUCUCAUUUCGCUAAAAUCACCUCUAAAGAUCGGGAUUUGACAAAAAGAAUGAAUGAAUUAUCAGUUGUUUUAUCAUUGAGGCAAGAUAAGCACCAUGAAAAUAAAAUUUUAAAAAAUUUCCCAAAUCUGAAACGAAUAGAGAUAAUUUUUGAGUCCUCUGUCGUUCCUAUUACAGAACUAUCUUCUGUAAGCCAGGAAGUAAAUGUUGAUGCGGGAUGCAUGAAUGCGAUCGAGUCAUUUAAACUCAUCUGCAAUUACGGUAAAAUAAAAACCUUUCCUUUUCUCGAUCUUUUCAAAAGCGGCGUUUCGAAAAAUCUUUCAAGUUUGUGUAUUACUGGUGUUACGUUUACUCGUGGUACUACUCAGUUCGAUUGGCUAAGAAAUUUCAAAUCAUUAAAAGAUAUUUGGAUCGAAGGCAACAAAAAUGCCACAUUUUCGUCAUUUAUGAAAUUAUUCAGAGAUUAUUCUUUAAGCACACACCUCACAACCUUGACAUUCAGGGAAGAUAGCAUUAGUGCAAGAUUUGACUUGGAGGAGGUCUCAGACGAUUAUUUCUAUGGCAACAAUUUGAAAAAUCUGUCCUCUUUGGAUGUAAUGGGAACUUCUUUAAGUGGAUUAGGCCUCAUGCGGAUUGCCGCUUAUAUGAAUGAUGCCAAUCUGAAGAGAAUUAAUUUUGGUGAUUGCCCAUUUCUGAAACUACAACGCGAAGGGGGAGAUGACGAUUUCGCACUGACAGCUAAUCAUUUUUUCUCUGCGUUACAAAAUAUUGAAGAUCUGUCUAUCCCUCAACUUGGCACCCUGAGUGACCAAGAUAUGGCAAUUUUAAGGAAGGAAAUUGGCAACAUGAAAAGUUUGAAGCGGAUGGACUUGUCAUUGAAUCAGUCCAUUACCGGUGUUUCGGUUUAUGAUUUACUCAAAGCUCUCAAAGAAUCCAGUUUAAAGCCUUUGGAGUACCUUAAUAUAGAUGGUUGCACCUCUGUUUCACACAUUACAAUUAAUGCUCUCAAAGCGCAAGGUCUCGUUCAACAAGUGAGUAGCAUUUAUGAAAAGGUUAAAUGGCGAAAAUUUGGAUUGAAUUCUUAUAAAUAUCAAAAAUAG
This is a messenger RNA of Zygotorulaspora mrakii, 2124 nucleotides long. RefSeq names its product DNA-binding SCF ubiquitin ligase subunit DIA2 (gene DIA2). NCBI's taxonomy places the organism in Eukaryota, Fungi, Ascomycota, Saccharomycetes, Saccharomycetales, Saccharomycetaceae. Bases 1 to 2124 code for a protein of 707 amino acids. The transcript has a single exon. Gene Ontology annotation, molecular function: protein binding. The record is from RefSeq and is a predicted model, not a curated record.